UUCCCCUCCACGCAGUAUCCCAGAAUAGUAGUAGUAUAUCGCUUGAGUUUCCUCUAUUACCAUUUUACCCCUUUGCUGCUCCGUGUCCUUGUCCUCUAAAACACAACCAGACUCUACAUAUUAUCGACUUUCAGCGCAUCUACAUCUACUUAGCCUUGUGUUCUUCCAUCAAGUUAAAGAUUUUGAGGAAUGAUAGCAAGAUUAGGAUUAUUUUAGAUAGACAGAUAUGAGGAUAGGCAGACAUGUUAAAAACUUUUUUCUAGAUUAGGGGCAUAUCUUGUAAUAAGAAGCUGUGCCCUGUGGGGAGAAUAGGCAUCCAGGAAUUUAUCUCUCUCUCUCUCUUUUUUUGGGGGUCCAAGAAGGAGGAAGAAUAUUCACCGCUACAAAUUUCAAACUAGCAAAGGCAAAUCCAUUUUUGUCUCUCUGCCUCAGAGUCCAGAGGGUGACUCAGUUUUGUUCUCUGUGUGUGUUCUGUUUGAGCCUUUUACAAGGCAUUCAAAGAAAGGAAGAAAAAUGCAGAGAGAACAUGAAGAACAAGCAAUCCUGAGUGCACCAUUGGUUGACACCUCUGAAAAAGUGGGGUGGAAGGGAGGAUUGUGUGAUAAAGAAAAUAGUUUUAACAAGAAAGAAAUUGUCGAAGAAGUUAAGAAACAGAUAUGGCUAGCGGGGCCUCUCAUCUGUGUCAGCCUUUUACAAUUCAGUUUACAGAUUAUUUCUGUGAUGUUUGUGGGACAUCUUGGAGAAUUAGCUCUAUCUGCUGCUUCGAUGGCCACAUCUUUUGCAUCCGUCACCGGUUUCAGCUUACUGAUGGGAAUGUCAAGUGCAUUGGAUACAUUUUGUGGUCAAUCAUAUGGGGCAAAGCAAUACCAUAUGCUGGGUAUCCAUAUGCAGAGAGCUAUGAUAGUUGUGUUACUCGUAAGCAUACCUCUUGCAGUGGUCUGGGGAAACACUGGUCACAUAUUAAAGUUUUUAGGCCAGGAUCCUCAAAUAUCAGACCAAGCUGGGGUAUUUGCCAAGUUCAUAAUCCCAAGCCUUUUUGGGUAUGGCCUUCUUCAGUGUCAUGUGAGAUUUUUACAAAGCCAGAACAUUGUCUUCCCAAUGAUGUUAACUUCUGGAAUCACAACAUUAUUGCACGUCCUUGUCUGUUGGCUUCUGGUUUUUAAGUCUGACCUUGGCUUCAAAGGAGCUGCUUUGGCGAAUGGCAUCUCUUAUUGGAUCAACCUUCUUCUGCUUGCAUUUUAUGUCAAAUUCUCUACUUCAUGUAAGAAAACGUGGACUGGAUUUUCGAAGGAAGCCCUGCAUAAUAUUCCCAAUUUCCUUAAACUUGGAAUCCCUUCAACUAUCAUGAUCUGUUUGGAGAACUGGUCAUUUGAGAUGACAGUUCUGCUUUCUGGCCUUCUUCCUAAUCCACAGUUGGAAACCUCAGUGCUCUCCGUCUGCCUUAAUACAGCUGCAACUGUUUGGAUGAUUCCUUUUGGACUUAGUUGUGCUGUGAGGUCAGUUAAAGACACGACUAAAACAUAUAAUUUUUGUUCAUACGGUACACGGGUGUCAAAUGAACUGGGGGCUGGUCAUCCAAGAACUGCACGUUUGGCAGUGUGUGUCGUCUUUUUCAUGGCCAUAACAGUGGGCAUUCUGGUUGGAUUAGUCCUCAUCUUGAUACGUAACGGUUUGGGAUAUGCUUUUAGCAAUGAGAAAGAAGUGGUAAACUAUGUAGCAAGGAUGGUGCCAUUACUUGCAACAUCAAAUAUAUUAGAUGGGCUCCAGUGUGUUCUCUCUGGUACUGUUAGAGGAUGCGGCUGGCAAAAGAUUGGUGCAUUCAUUAAUCUUGGAUCAUAUUACCUUGUGGGCAUUCCUGCUGCUGUCUUAAUAGCGUUUGUUCUCCACAUCGGAGGACAGGGCCUCUGGUUGGGGAUAAUAUGUGCACUGAUUGUCCAAGUACUGUGUCUUUUCAUCAUUACCUGGCGCACUAACUGGGCAAAAGAAGCAAAGAAGGCCUUGGAAAGAGUUCACGAUUCUAUAAUCCCUGUAGAGACUGUCUCCUGAAGCUUCAGGCUUUGUUCUGUUAUAGCAGCCGCACCACUUCUUGAGCAAUAUUGGUUAAUGCAAAGGUCAAGAUUUUGGAAGCAUGCAUCCUAGAAACAAUGACAAACCAAAAGGCAAGCUCACAAGGCCCUCAACUGAAACUCUCAGGUUUCUAGUUCAGCUCUGCACCACAGGCUUGCAGAGGCAGAACUAAAUGGUCUCGUAGUUUAUUGAUCAUGGUUGAAAAUCCUCCUUCCUUCAAGAAAGAAUUACAAAAUAACAGAAAGUUGUGCUCAGCCAUAUUAUGCCACCAUCGGUGGUGGUAUCUUUAGCAGAAAAUUUCUGAAGCAUUCUUCAGUGGAGUGCUGGUAGUAUAAAGUAAUCCGAUAAAAAGGGAUCCUAUUCUCCAUAUACAGCCUCUGUUUUUUAUAUUCUGCAUUUCCAAUCUCUUUUAAAAACUGUUGAUAUGUUUGAUUAGUUUCAUUGCAUUGCAAGCAAAUCUCUUGGCAUACCUGCAUAAUGGAUUAUGGGCAUAAUUUAAAGAGACUUUAUUU
Coffea arabica (coffee) is the source of this 2579-nucleotide messenger RNA. Its product is annotated as protein DETOXIFICATION 16. Gene Ontology annotation, biological process: xenobiotic detoxification by transmembrane export across the plasma membrane. Lineage: Eukaryota; Viridiplantae; Streptophyta; Magnoliopsida; Gentianales; Rubiaceae. Gene Ontology annotation, cellular component: membrane. Gene Ontology annotation, molecular function: xenobiotic transmembrane transporter activity; antiporter activity. The record is from RefSeq and is a predicted model, not a curated record.